Molecule: messenger RNA, 2412 nt
Organism: Oncorhynchus keta (chum salmon)
Lineage: Eukaryota; Metazoa; Chordata; Actinopteri; Salmoniformes; Salmonidae
Exons: 7
Coding region: 1-1293 (430 amino acids)
Source: RefSeq, a predicted model, not a curated record
AUGUUAAAUAUUUGGUCCAAAUCAGACAAGGAGCAGGUUCCCAAAAUUGUUCCUAAAUUAGUAAUUUCAGCCCAAGCGGCUACAGGUGUCUUCAGUGCUCCAGGGUCUGGUGGCUUUGAGAGACUGACCGUGUUGAUCUGUUAUUCCUCUGAUGCAGGUGUCUUCAGUGCUCCAGUGUCUGGUGGCUUUGAGAGACUGACCGUGUUGAUCUGUUAUUCCUCUGAUGCAGGUGACUUCAGUGCUCCAGUGUCUGGUGGCUUUGAGAGACUGACCGUGUUGAUCUGUUAUUCCUCUGAUGCAGGUGUCUUCAGUGCUCCAGUGUCUGGUGGCUUUGAGAGACUGACUGUGUUGAUCUGUUAUUCCUCUGAUGCAGGUGUCUUCAGUGCUCCAGUGUCUGGUGGCUUUGAGAGACUGAUAGUGUUGAUCUGUUAUUCCUCUGAUGCAGGUGUCUUCAGUGCUCCAGUGUCUGGUGGCUUUGAGAGACUGACUGUGUUGAUCUGUUAUUCCUCUGAUGCAAGUGUCUUCAGUGCUCCAGUGUCUGGUGGCUUUGAGAGACUGACUGUGUUGAUCUGUUAUUCCUCUGAUGCAGGUGUCUUCAGUGCUCCAGUGUCUGGUGGCUUUGAGAGACUGACUGUGUUGAUCUGUUAUUCCUCUGAUACAGGUGUCUUCAGUGCUCCAGUGUCUGGUGGCUUUGAGAGACUGAUAGUGUUGAUCUGUUAUUCCUCUGAUGCAGGUGUCUUCAGUGCUCCAGUGUCUGGUGGCUUUGAGAGACUGACUGUGUUGAUCUGUUAUUCCUCUGAUGCAGGUGUCUUCAGUGCUCCAGUGUCUGGUGGCUUUGAGAGACUGACUGUGUUGAUCUGUUAUUCCUCUGAUACAGGUGUCUUCAGUGCUCCAGUGUCUGGUGGCUUUGAGAGACUGAUAGUGUUGAUCUGUUAUUCCUCUGAUGCAGGUGUCUUCAGUGCUCCAGUGUCUGGUGGCUUUGAGAGACUGAUAGUGUUGAUCUGUUAUUCCUCUGAUGCAGGUGUCUUCAGUGCUCCAGUGUCUGGUGGCUUUGAGAGACUGACUGUGUUGAUCUGUUAUUCCUCUGAUACAGGUGUCUUCAGUGCUCCAGUGUCUGGUGGCUUUGAGAGACUGACUGUGUUGAUCUGUUAUUCCUCUGAUGCAGGUGUCUUCAGUGCUCCAGUGUCUGGUGGCUUUGAGAGACUGACUGUGUUGAUCUGUUAUUCCUCUAAUGCAGGUGUCUUCAGUGCUCCAGUGAGAGGAGUACAUGGACUUUGGUUUGUUCAGGAAUGACCAGGGUGUAAUGUGGAAUGGACAGUACAAUAGUCACGGAAGGUGACAUUAUCUCUCCAAUUCUGGGACUCUAGAACUGGAGGAGGGGGACUUGGUCUACAUGCGUCUCCCAUCAGGCUAAAGGAUCUAUGAUGAUUCUAAUAAACACAGCUCCUUCAGUGACUUCCUGCUCUUUCCUAUGUGAGAUGAACACCACAAUAGCUGUAAUAAAAAGUCCAAUCUGUUAUAACAUUCCAUGAAACAUUAUGACGCUAAAAUAAAAUGACUUAGCGUCUUCUGUUGUGUUGACGUUUGACUGUAUUUACUAUGAUAUAGAUGAAUGUUAUUCAGCUCAGUAGUUUGGGUGGAAGGCAAAGGGUCAGCGUUGGGGGUUAAAGUGGUAAUAUAUUUAUUGUAUGUAACUACAGACUGAAUUAAAUAACCUUCCAGAUCAGUUUAACUGACAAUUUCCAUCAGAAAUUGAUCGAUUACGAUGCUAAAGUGAAUGUUUAAGUGAUAAAUCACAUCCACUUCAUUCUUUCUCUGCUUAAUGAUAACACCAGCAGCCCAUUUAGCCUAUUAAAGCUAUACUGCUCCCAUAUUGAUCUGUUACACCUAUCCAUCUACUAACCGACAUACAGGCUGGAGAGUAUCACCAAACACAGACAGCAAACUUUAAAGGUACAAUCCUGAGUUUGUGUCAGCCCAACAGCAGCCCAUCCACUUGGUUUGGUGUGAAGCUUAGAGAUGGGUCUAGUCCUGCUUGGUAACAUUAUUCCUAAAAAAAGUUUCAGAAGUUGCACCUGUGCUUGUAGUGAAGAGAUGCACGACAUGGCAGUUUGGAACUCAGGAGGGAGUGUUGAAACUGAGGGCAGACACUUUUUACGCGCUACACCCUUCAGCACUCGGCAGUCCCGUCCUGUGAGCUUGUGUGGCCUACCACGUAGCAGCUGAGUUGUUAUUGCUCCUAGACGUUUCCACUUCACAAUAACAGCACUUACAGUUGACCGGGGCGGCUCUAGCAGGGCAGAAAUUUGACAAACUGACUUGUUGGAAAGGUAGCAUCCUAUGACGGUGCCACGUUGAAAGCAGUUCUUUGUGUAGGUGAAGAAUAUAAAUGACUGGGUCAUUUGUACAUGU